Molecule: messenger RNA, 1369 nt
Organism: Phalaenopsis equestris
Lineage: Eukaryota; Viridiplantae; Streptophyta; Magnoliopsida; Asparagales; Orchidaceae
Product: putative proline-rich receptor-like protein kinase PERK6
Biological process (GO): protein phosphorylation
Molecular function (GO): ATP binding; protein kinase activity
Source: RefSeq, a predicted model, not a curated record
CAACGGAAAAGCUCCUCCAAAAUGGAAUAAUAAUGGACAAGGAGCUGUGGCCAAGCUCCCACCACCUCCAGGCAUGGCUUGGAAUGCAUCUCCUGCUCCCCCAAACAUCAACACCGAAAACAGCGUGAAUUACUCAGGACCAAAUGGUGUGCCACUUCAGUCUUCUCCAUCCAUCGCCCUUGGUUUUGUUAAGAGUACAUUCAGCUAUGAAGAGUUGGAGGCUGCUACAAAUGGGUUCUCCGAUGCAAACAUACUGGGACAAGGUGGUUUUGGCUAUGUGUACAAGGGAGUAUUGCCAAAUGGGCAAGAAGUUGCUGUGAAACAGCUCAAAGCAGGAAGCGGACAAGGUGAGAGAGAGUUCCAAGCUGAGGUUGAGAUCAUUAGCAGAGUUCACCAUCGCCACUUGGUCUCCCUUGUCGGUUACUGCAUUGUUGGAUCUCAACGCUUGCUUGUUUAUGAGUUUGUUCCUAACAAGACUCUGGAGUUCCACCUGCAUGGAAAGGACCAGCCAACAAUGGACUGGCCUACCAGAAUGAGAAUUGCUUUAGGAUCAGCUAAGGCGUCUCCUACUUGCAUGAAGAUUGUAAGCCAUCCUCGGAUCAUCCAUCGAGACAUCAAGGCUUCAAACAUUUUGCUGGAUUACAGAUUUGAGGCUAAGGUUGCGGACUUUGGACUGGCUAAGUUAUCUUCAGACAACUACACCCAUGUCUCAACUCGCGUUAUGGGCACAUUUGGGUAUCUGGCUCCUGAGUAUGCGUCAAGCGGCAAGCUUUCUGAGAAGUCUGAUGUUUUCUCAUUUGGCGUUAUGCUUUUAGAGCUUAUAACUGGCAAGAAGCCAGUUCACAGCAAUCCUAUGGAGGAUAGCUUGGUUGAUUGGGCAAGGCCUUUAUUGACACAGGCAUUAACUGAUGAGAGCUAUGAUCAACUCGUUGAUCCAAGACUCGACGGGAAUUACAGUAAAAUGGAGAUGGCGAGGAUGGUGACAUGCGCUGCUACAAGCGUUCGACAUUCUGCUAAAAUGCGUCCAAAGAUGAGCCAGAUUGUAAGAGCGCUAGAAGGUGAUUCAACACUUGAGGACUUGACUGAAGGAGUGAAACCAGGGCAAAGCAUGCAAUUCAUUUUUAGUCCAGAGCGUGAAUCAGCUGGCUCCUAUGCCUCUAGCAUGAGCCAUUUCAGAAGGGCUGCGUUUGAUAGCAAUGGUUUGAGCCAUGAAUACAGUGGAGUGACCAGUGAAUAUGGCCUCCAUCCCUCAUCAUCAAGCAGCUUCGACGAGAUCUCCACCGUUGUGCCUCAUCCAGACAGCACUGGCCUGCAGCUGAAUGCAUAUUAAUAGGAAAGAUGAAUCACUGAUUUCUUUGGUCUGCUGAUG